This is a messenger RNA of Caenorhabditis briggsae, 246 nucleotides long. Bases 1 to 246 code for a protein of 81 amino acids. The record is from RefSeq and is a predicted model, not a curated record. The transcript has 3 exons. Lineage: Eukaryota; Metazoa; Nematoda; Chromadorea; Rhabditida; Rhabditidae. Gene Ontology annotation, cellular component: mitochondrion.
AUGAGUCGUCCCGUAGAGCCGGAGCCGGGAUUGUGUUGCCAAGAAGGGUGCGCGAGUUGUGUAUGGCUCGUUUACGCUCAAGAACUUCUCGAUUAUUAUCGUCAAAAGUACCCGAAAGACACAGCAGAACGUGUGAAAGAGCAGAUUCAGGAUAAAAUCGAAUCUCCGUCGGUCAAGGAAUACGUGUUGAUGGAGUUGGCGAUGUCGGAAAAACGAUAUAAAGAGAUGGCGAUGAUGAGCAAAUAG